GUUGCAUGCGGAUGACAACACUCACCCUCAAGCCUUCACCAGCUUAAGAAGCAAGAGUUGAACUCGCUAGAUAUUUCUUAUGCAUCUUCGCAUUACGAACUGUCAUAACUCUUGACUGGAUUACGAAACGUCGCCCUGUGUUUUGUGACGCUCCAACAGUGUUUACGAGAAACAUUACACUUUUGUGCCGAGUGGAUUAAUACAAAGUGCAACGCCCUUUUCAUCUUAGGCAAAGGAUUAACUCUGCGUCUUUCUUGAAGACUCCACCAAACUGACAGGAUGAAGACAGACGACAAGACGGUCAACUGUCCCCUCCGAGUGGCGGUUCUGGGCAGCAGUCAAGUUGGCAAAUCUGCCCUCACCGUCCGGUAUCUCACGAAGCGCUUUAUUGGAGAAUACAGAUCAGACACAGACAUGCUGUACAAGUGCGUCCUUCAGAUAGACGGCGCCAACCAACCCGUAGAGAUCAUGGACACAUCAGCCACCACCAGUGAUGAGGCGUCCGACGCCCACCUCCUUUGGGCGGAGGCCUUCGUCAUCGUCUACUCAGUAUCAGACAGAGAUUCCUACCUCCACGCCGAAAGCACGUUGAAGGAACUCACCUCCAGAAGACCAACGGCGAACAUCCUACUGCUUGGAAACAAGAACGACCUGGGACACCUACGGGAAGUCGAGGAGUUGGAGGCGCAGUCCCUGGCCUUCGCCUACGCAGCCCGAUUCACGGAGGUCUCCACGGCGGAGAGCUGCAUCGCCGUCACCGACGCCCUCGACAGUUUCCUGAAGGAGGUGAAGUCCCAGAGACAGUGCAGCAACGGCCACACCCUCAGCACGGGGUCGCCGAAGCAGAGGAAGCUCUCCGUCAGCAGGAUGCUCGGUUCCCUCAUCGGGCGGCAUUCGCCUCCCCCCCAGCACAUCACCGAACUCAUCAUCCUGGACAAGGAGGAGAGAAGCAAGUUGGUUCGAUGCAGUCGGCAGAUUUAGCUCAUCCGAUGCUGAGACCGUCUUCAGCGCUCUCUCUCUCACUCUCUCUCUCUCCGAAGUCAGCGAUUUCCGCAAAACAUGAAAGCAAACUGAAAGACAUAUUUAAACGGGAGAAGCAUCGUCACUUGUCCAAGUGGGCGAACAGCAGUCAAAACAAAUCGAUGUUGCUUUGUUGGAUGUUCGACGAAUCUUCAUAUCGGUGUUUAUAUGUGAUACAUCUCUACCAUUAUUGUAUACAGAAUCACUCUCGGGAUAGGGAGGACUUCAACUUCACCGCCACUUCAUCGCGAAUAAGUUAGAAAGAAAUUCCGAUGGGAAUCUACAAGGUGAAAAGAAGAAGAAGAAAAGAAGAAGAAGAAGGAAAAUAGGUUACCUUUUGAGGUCACGCUGCCUAAAAGGUCUUCGUCAUAUUGGUCAUAUUUCUGAAGUUUUUUUUUUUUUUUUUUUUUUUUUUUUCAUCUCGAAGAGAUGAUUUCUUACAAUAAUGUAUCUCCUUCUGUGAUAUUAGGGUUAGUAUGUUUAUGUUAUAUGUAUUUUUUAUAAUUUAUUUCGUUUCCUAUAUAAAAGACACAAUGAUA
Macrobrachium nipponense is the source of this 1559-nucleotide messenger RNA. Its product is annotated as ras-related and estrogen-regulated growth inhibitor-like protein. The record is from RefSeq and is a predicted model, not a curated record. Gene Ontology annotation, molecular function: GTP binding; GTPase activity. NCBI's taxonomy places the organism in Eukaryota, Metazoa, Arthropoda, Malacostraca, Decapoda, Palaemonidae. The coding region runs from base 280 to 981 and encodes 233 amino acids. The transcript is spliced from 3 exons.